AAUUUCUCUAAUGUCUAGAUGUAUAAUCACGUUAGAAAUGAAGAGGAAUCAAAAAGGACGAUCACUUUUCCACUUCGAGUUAAGAUCGAACGUCACACGCGCGUCACGUUUCUAUGACUACUUCGACUCGAUGACUCAACUCAAUCGAACUAACUUUCGAUCAAAUUUAACAGCUAAUAUCAAUAAGUCUCGAAUUUUACCGGCAUAUACAGGAUGAAUCAGAUGUUAAUAAAGAAAGAAAGAAAGAAAAAAAAGAAGAAGAGAAGUAAUGUAGAAAAAAAGAGAUAAAAAAAUGUUGGAAACAAUUUUUAUAUAAAAAGGGAUACGAUCUAAAUGGAAAUACAAAUACGAUCGAGAAGACUAAGGAAUUGCUUGAUCAGUCUUUAAUGAUAUAUGUCUGAGAGAAGGAAUGGUGGUCGAUUGUAGAGCGAAAUGCAGCUUUUGAAGGAUCGUGACGCGGCUGCGCGUAAAGAGGGCUUACAGGCAAAUACCAGUGUCAGUAUGAUCAGUAGAAAGACACAGAGGGCUACGGAGGAGUUACCCUAGAAAGGCAACUUCCUAGCUACCCUCCUGGCCACUUUCUUGGUCACCUUCCCAGUCUACCCUCCUACGGACGAGCCAAAGAAAAUUGCGUUUUCCGCAGAGCGGUCUCGACGCAGUUAAGUACAUAAUUCGAUGAACCCAUUGAGAUCUAGGGCUAACUUUAAAAGAAACAUCUUUGAAGAAGAAGGGUGUAUAUCCUUAUUGGUUAGAACACAACACCUUCCUCAUCAACUUUUACUUGUUAUUUUUGAUUUCAUCAAAAUUGUCGUCGAAUGUUUUGUUUUCAUGUUAGGAGACAGUGAAAGUUAUUGAUUCUCUUACGUUGUGGAAAGGAGCAACCAAAUCGAGAGUUUAUCUAUUCACUCAUAUUUCGAAUAUACAUAUUACUCUUUUGUGUUCCUUAAGGAUCGAAUAGACUUAAAAUAGACAAGAUGAAGGUAGGACUACUGAAAAACUUUUUAUAUUACUUUAGUCUCCGGCAAGGUACCGUGUUAAUUGCUAUAAUACAAUUGGUGAGUAUUAUAAAAAAAAACAUAUUAUAGUAAACUUUAAUGACAAUAAUCAUCUUUUCUCAGUUCAUGUCCGGAUUUAGUAUGAUGUUUUUCGUAUUGGCAUUGGCACACGCUAUGGGGAUUCAAGAAAUGGUGGUGAGAGACACCGAGGAUGCUCUCGAAAGAGAAGCUUUAGAGGAUAUAUCCUCGAAUCAUCUCAAUACUAAAAAAAUGGACAUGGCUCAUCAUAAUGCUACUGAGACCGUUUAUUCCAUGUAUUGUGGACUGGUGAUCACGGUGAUACACUUCAUGACUACGAUCCUUUUGCUUUACGGAGCAUUAACGAACAAUCGUCAUUUUAUGGCACCAUGGAUGAUGGUAAUGAUGACGAUAAUAUCGGCAUUGACCAUAUCCCUGUUCCUGGUUGAACAAGACUGUCCAUUCAUCGCUAUUCUCGGCGGAAAGGCAGACAUUUGCGAACGCGCGAUCGUGUUGUUAUUUGUUAUCACGAGUUCCUACAUAUGGUUCGUCGUAUAUAGUACGUAUAAGAGUCUUGAAAUAAAGAAAGGAUUGAUGCACGAAGUACACAAUGUCAAGAAAUAUGCAUUACCGAUAGCGGAAGGUUCGAAAUCAUUUCAUGUAUCUGCUACCAAGCCCUAUGAGGUUUAAAAGUUUUAUAAAGAAAGAAGAGGAAAAAGAAAAAAGGAAGAAAAGCAAAAAUAAAAAAGAAAAGAAAGCACAUAUGAAAACAUUCACACAAACACACACACACACAAAUACAACGAGAAAAAUCUAAUAGAGGAUCGACCUCGCAUCGAAAUAAAUUAAAAAAAAGGAUAAAAGAAGGAGGAAAAAACAGAUUAAUUAUGAUCAUCAAUGGGUGUUUCGUAUUUUCUCACCCGAUAAAUAUGAGAUUCUUUAAAUGCAUUUUACAAUCAACUUACGGUUUCGAAACAUACGCACAAUUCACUAAUGAUUUUCGAGAAAUCAAAUAGAACAUUUCGAGAGGAUUAUAAAUUGAUAAUGCGUUAUAUUCGUGCUGUAAGAAAUUAUUAACGAUCCUGUAUAAAGAUUUACGAUGUUAAAGGCUUUACAUACAUAUAUAUUAUAUAUUACAUAUAUAUAUAUAUAUAUAUAUAUAUAUAUAUAUAUAUAUAUAUACACACACACACACGAGUGUUGCAUUUUUUCGUACGUAAGGGUCGAUGAAGGAAAAGAAAAAAAAGGACGAAAAAAUUUAGUAUCGUUCUGCAUUCGUGUGUUCGAAUCAUGCUUUGUACAGUUCUUGAAUCUACUCUAUUUCUCUAUCGAUCUGAAAAAUUGUACAUUAGAGGGACGAAUAUGUUGAGAUAAACAAAUAUGUAUCUACAUAUAUGCGUACGCAGGAGGAGUUAAUUUUAUCGCUUGGAUCGUGUAUAUAUAUAUAUGUAUAUAUAUACAUAUGAUCGUGUAUAUAUAUAUAUUUAUAUAUAUGAAAGGAAAAAUAAAAACAACUCAAAACAUACCUACGUACGUACGUUCGUUUUUAAUCAAAGU
Vespa velutina is the source of this 2570-nucleotide messenger RNA. RefSeq lists its product as uncharacterized. The record is from RefSeq and is a predicted model, not a curated record. The coding region runs from base 1095 to 1703 and encodes 202 amino acids. The transcript is spliced from 7 exons. Lineage: Eukaryota; Metazoa; Arthropoda; Insecta; Hymenoptera; Vespidae.